GUUGUCAUCAGUGAUGUAGCAGCAGCCAGAAUCGUGCUCCUAACACGUGUGGAGGCAAUCUGGGGUGUCGAUGGCUCUAUAAGGAGGCACUUUAAGAAAAACCGUCAAUAUUUUGGUCGUGGAACUGACUCGCCAAAAAAGAUCGAAUAGCCCUCUGCUCAUUUCUUACAGCAGGGCGCCAUCUUUUAAGGAACAUUUUGGGUAGAGUAAAAUACAACCCAGCAGCAACUCAGGCCUUCCAACUCAAAGUUCAGCUAUUGGAUUCUUUCAGAGAAUCAAGGAAUUUCGUCAGCUAACAAAGCACGAUGAUGAAGUACAUCUUGGUAACCGGCGGCGUCAUCUCUGGCAUCGGCAAAGGGAUCAUUGCCAGCAGCGUGGGCACAAUCCUCAAGUCAUGCGGUCUGCGUGUGACUGCCAUCAAGAUCGACCCGUACAUCAACAUCGAUGCCGGCACCUUUUCACCGUAUGAGCACGGUGAAGUGUUUGUGCUGGACGACGGUGGCGAGGUGGAUCUGGACCUGGGCAACUAUGAGCGCUUCCUAGACAUCCGGCUCACAAGAGAUAACAACCUGACCACCGGGAAGAUUUAUCAGUCAGUCAUCAACAAAGAGAGGAAGGGGGACUACCUGGGCAAGACUGUGCAGGUGGUGCCCCAUAUUACAGAUGCAAUCCAGGAGUGGGUCAUGACCCAGGCCAAAGUGCCAGUUGACGGGGAUGAGAUCGAGCCCCAAGUCUGUGUCAUCGAGCUGGGAGGAACUGUCGGCGACAUCGAGAGCAUGCCUUUCGUCGAGGCUUUCAGGCAGUUCCAGUUCAAAGUGAAGAGGGAGAACUUCUGCAACAUCCACGUCAGCCUGAUACCACAGCCCAGCGCGACAGGAGAGCAGAAGACCAAACCAACACAGAACAGCGUCAGAGAGCUGAGGGGCCUGGGUCUGUCUCCUGACCUGAUCAUGUGCCGUUGUUCCACCGUUUUGGAGACUUCCGUGAAGGAGAAGAUCUCCAUGUUCUGCCACGUAGAACCUCAGCAGGUGAUCUGCGUGCACGACGUGGCGUCCAUCUACAGGGUGCCCUUACUGCUGGAGGACCAGGGCGUGGUGAGCUACCUGAGCAGGAGGCUCAACAUGCCCAUCGAGACCAAGUCCAGGACCAUGCUGACCAAGUGGAAGGAGAUGUCAGACAGGUCCGACAGGCUGCUGGAGCAGUGCUCCAUAGCCCUGGUGGGAAAGUACACCAAGUUCUCCGACUCCUACGCCUCAGUGAUAAAGGCUCUGGAGCACUCUGCGCUGGCCAUCAACCACAAACUGGAGGUCAAGUAUAUCGAUUCGGCGUGUCUGGAGCCGAGCACCCUGCAGGAGGAGCCGGUGAAAUACCACGAGGCCUGGCAGAAACUCUGCAGCGCUGACGGCAUCCUUGUUCCUGGAGGUUUUGGUGUGAGAGGAACUGAGGGGAAGAUUCACGCCAUCAACUGGGCGAGGAAACAGAGGAAACCCUUCCUGGGGGUCUGCCUCGGAAUGCAGCUGGCUGUCUGUGAAUUUGCCAGAAACGUGCUCGGCUGGUCAGAUGCCAACUCCACUGAAUUCGACCCAGAAUCGACGCAUCCUGUGGUGAUCGACAUGCCAGAACACAACCCCGGCCAGAUGGGUGGAACAAUGAGGCUGGGCAAGAGGCGCACCAUCUUCAAAACCAGCAACAGCGUGCUGCGGAAACUUUAUGGAGACGCAGAUUACGUGGAUGAGAGGCACCGACAUCGCUUUGAGGUCAACCCUGAGCUAAAGAGCUACUUUGAUGACAGAGGCUUCCGCUUCGUCGGUCAGGAUGUGGAAGGAGAGAGGAUGGAAAUCAUCGAGCUUGACGAUCACCCGUAUUUCGUCGGAGUGCAGUACCACCCCGAGUUCACGUCCCGCCCCAUCAAGCCAUCGCCCCCAUAUCUGGGCUUGCUGCUGGCAGCUGCAGGGAAGCUGCCGAGCUACUUACAAAAAGGAUGCCGCCUGUCUCCAAGGGACAUGUAUAGCGACCGAAGCGGCAGCAGCUCCCCGGAUUCUGAGAUAGCGGAGCUGAAAUUCCCUCCUGGUUCUGAUUCUGCAUGAAGACUCAACGCUUUACCUUCGUUUAUUAUCGGAGAGCAUUGAGCUGUGCCAGCAGCUUUUUAAUUUGAACUUUUUUAUGAAUGUGUAAAGUAUAUAUCUGAUACUGUUGCUGUGCUUUGGCCACAAACGGAAGUCCUGCACUAGGGCUGGGUGGUACGGCUUCAAAAUAAAAUCUUCUCUCUUCUUC
Messenger RNA from Fundulus heteroclitus (mummichog), 2274 nucleotides. RefSeq names its product CTP synthase 1a (gene ctps1a). The transcript is spliced from 19 exons. Gene Ontology annotation, cellular component: cytoophidium; cytoplasm. Lineage: Eukaryota; Metazoa; Chordata; Actinopteri; Cyprinodontiformes; Fundulidae. Gene Ontology annotation, molecular function: identical protein binding; CTP synthase activity. Gene Ontology annotation, biological process: pyrimidine nucleobase biosynthetic process; CTP biosynthetic process. The coding region runs from base 306 to 2087 and encodes 593 amino acids. The record is from RefSeq and is a predicted model, not a curated record.